This is a messenger RNA of Argiope bruennichi, 1077 nucleotides long. RefSeq lists its product as uncharacterized. The record is from RefSeq and is a predicted model, not a curated record. Gene Ontology annotation, molecular function: zinc ion binding; nucleic acid binding. The transcript has a single exon. NCBI's taxonomy places the organism in Eukaryota, Metazoa, Arthropoda, Arachnida, Araneae, Araneidae. The coding region runs from base 1 to 1077 and encodes 358 amino acids.
AUGCGUUCAGGUGAUUUGCUGGUGGAAGUUUGCACGAAAAAGCAAGCCCAGCAAAUCAUUAAAAUGAAAGCUUUGACAACGUUCCCUGUAACAGUCACUCCUCACAAUUCAUUGAAUUAUACUAAGGGUGUGAUCACAUGCGGAGAACUGUUCAAUGUUCCUAUCGAAGAAAUAACUCACGAACUCAAAUCCCAAGGUGUAACGCACGUACGCCAAAUUACCAUUCGACGGGAUGAGCAAAUUUUACCAACGAAACACUUUAUUUUAACUUUCCAUGCUACAAAAUUACCUGAAUGCAUAUAUGCGGGGUAUAUAAGACUGCCAGUUCGGCAAUAUAUACCUAAUCCUUUAAGAUGCUUUCAGUGUCAGCGUUUUGGACAUUCCAAAAUUAACUGUCGUGGAACACUCACUUGCGCACGCUGUGCUGAGAAAGGCCACGACAGCCAGCAGUGCAAGGCGCAAGAAAAGUGCGUAAAUUGCAGUGGUUGUCAUGCCUCAUACUCUAAGUCAUGUGAACGCUGGACUCUAGAAAAGCAAAUUACAAGUCUUAAAUUUAAAGAGAACAUAUCUUAUCCUGAAGCCAGACGGAAAAUUUUGGCAUCAACACCGAAACCUGGUGUGAGCUAUGCAUCCAUUGUGCAAAAGAAUUUUUGUAAGAACUGUAGUUGCCCAAACUGCACAAAAACAGUCAUUAAAGCAAAAACCCAGGAAAAGAUUUCUGAUUCUGACACUGAGGUAUCUUUGACUAGUACUCCUGAAGAGAGUAAAGCUGUCGUAAAUAAACCAAAACCAAAAUCAAAUAAAGCUCUGAAGCUAAGGCUCUCCAAACGUGGCCUGGUCCCUAAGGAUUUUUCUACAAAACUCAAAAAAACAUCUUUACGCAGUUCUGUAGCUCUUGGACUUGCGAACAAAGGUGCUGCUCAUAAAGACUUAACGACCAUUUUUGGUGGCGCACCGAAAAAUCCUGAAAUCAUCUCACUCCACCCAUCUGAGGAGGAUGAAUUUGAAAUGAGUUGCGAUGCUGCGCAACCUCCAAGCAUUGUUCCCAGAACUUCUCUUAUUAAAAGGCUUCCUUAA